UCGAAAUAGACUGACUGUUGGUGGAUAUAGCUAUGGUGGGUAUUUGACGAAUUGGUUAAUAACACAAACUACUCGAUUCAAUGCAGCUCUAUCUGGUGCCGGUGCUGUCGAACAUGCUUCAGAAUGGGGCACCAUCGAUUUUCCUGUCUUUGAAUAUUAUCUACUUGGAGGAGCUCCUUGGGAAGUACCAAAAAUUUAUCAAGAUCAAGCAGCAAUCUAUCAUUUAGACAAAGUACGAACACCUACACAUAUAAUUACAGGUGGAAAUGAUGUACGUGUUAGUACUGCACAAAGUUACAUGCUUGAACGUGCACUACAUUACUUAGAAAUUCCUGUACAGUUAUUAGUUUUUCCGAAUGAAGAUCAUUCUAUCAGUCAUAAUCCUUGGCAUGGAAAAAUUAAAGUACGUGAAGAACUCAAAUGGCUGCAAAAGUAUGGUCAUCAAUCAUUUGAAACGGUGAUGAAAUAA
This is a messenger RNA of Rotaria sordida, 469 nucleotides long. Lineage: Eukaryota; Metazoa; Rotifera; Eurotatoria; Philodinida; Philodinidae. The record is from the annotation of a GenBank genome assembly.